AUGGGUUUGUUGCAACCCGUACCCCAAACCAGGCAGAACCUAGAGUCGCCUUCUUACCGACCCGGUACUCGAUGUGCCUAUCAUUCUGGGGCUGAAGGACAUGAUACUGAAGAUUGUUGGACUCUGAAAAGGGCUGUUGAAAACCUCAUAGAACAAAAACGAAUAGUGCUGAAGGAUGAGAAAGUUCCUAAUGUGACCAACAACCCGUUGCCGGCUCACAACAACGGGCCGGUCAUUGGAAUGAUUUGCGAAGACAAGGAGUUUGAUCCGGCUUUGAAAGCCAUCAUUGCAAUCGCUGAUGUCGAGAAAAAUCCAAAGACUGUUGCAAAGCAAGACAAGGGGGAGAAGAAGAGUAAACCCACCCCUCAAAAUACAGAAAAGACAGUGGAAACCAAAACUGGGGCAGUACCCCCAAAAGAUGCCAUUCUUUAUCUCCCACGGGGGCACAGGAAAGAGCAAAAGACAUUGAGCCCUCCAAGAAGGUUCGAGCUGAACAAGGGACCCAAGAUGUACGUGCCUAAGGGAACCUAUGUGGUGCGGGGGCCAGUAAUUUCACCAAGGCUGAAUGAGCCUGUGGUUAUUGGCUGCGCACUGCAGAGGCCCAUGACAGACCCUACUGUCGUUCCAUGGAAUUACAGCAAGACGGUAGUAACUUACAAAGGAAAAGAGGUCUUAGGAGAAGCGAAUGAAACUAAACCAGCUGAGAAAUACCUUAACUUGGAGGAAUUGAACAAAGCCAAGAAGAAACGCUUCUCGAUCCAAAAGCUAGUUAGUGCCGAAGAAGCUGAAGAAUUCUUCCGCAAAAUGAAAGCUGCGGACUACGAGGUAAUAGACCAACUUCGAGAGUCUCCUUCACAGGUUUCACUCCUGUCCUUAUUGGUAAGCUCAGCCGAGCAUCAGAAAGUAUUGAUAAAAACCCUCAACGAGGCUUAUGUCCCGAUUAAAACCAUUAUUGAACAACUGGAGAGGAUGGCGGAAAGAUUCUUCGCGGUCAAUCAGAUUUCUUUCAGCAAGAACGAUUUGCCCCCGGAAGGGGCCACCCACAACAAUGCCCUUCACUUGACAGUUAAAUGCGAGGGGUACUAUGUGAAAAGAGUCAUGCUGGAUGGCGGAUCCGGAGUUGAUAUCUGUCCUCUCUCAACUUUGCAAACAAUGGAGAUUGGGACUGAGAGAAUCAGGCCAAACAAUGUCUGUGUGCCUGACUUUGAUGGCAUCAAGAGAGACACCAUAGGUGAGAUCGAUUUGAUCUUGACUAUCAGUCUUGUGAAUUUCGAGGAGACCUUUCAGGUCCUAGACAUGGACACUUCGUAUAAUUUCCUCCUGGGAAGGCCCUGGAUUUAUGCGGCGGGGGUCGUACCUUCCACUCUCCACCAGAUGAUGAAAUUUGAACCCGAAGAUCAGGAAAAUGUGGUUCACGGAGAGGACGAGCAAUCAAUUUAUCGGGACCUGUCAGUCCCAUGUCUUGAAGGAAGGGAAGGUAGCGAACAUAUAGUCUAUCAAGCCUUCGAGGUCGUGGUCGCAAACCAAUGUGAAGAAGGAAGCCCGUGUCCUCAACCCUUUCUCUCAAAUGCAUCAAUCAUGGUUGCCAAGGAAAUGAUCAGACAUGGAUAUAAGCCCGGGAAGGGGCUCAGGACAUCAUUACAAGGAAUAACAGAACCUAUCACUUUGGCUGCUAGCGAGAAGUUCUUUGGUGUAGGCUUUCAGGCCACGUCAGCUGAUGAAACAUGGGCAAAUGAGCGGAAGAACAAUGGCUGGGUCUUGCCUCAGCCGAUCCCGCAUCUGUUUGAAACAUUCUUCAAGCCCAAGUACGAAGAAGAAGAAGAUGAGGACGACCACGUUCGGGACCUGAGAAAGUUUUUUGAGCGGUUGCGUAAGUAUGAUUUGAAGCUAAAUCCGGCUAAAUGUGCAUUUGGGGUUCCGUAUGGCAAACUCUUGGGAUUUAUAUUCAGUCGGAAGGGCAUCGAGCUAGACCCAACAAAGAUAAAGUCUAUUCGGCUUCGGUUUUUCUACACAAACAAUACUGCUGAGUAUGAGGCCUUCAUUAUAGGUAUGAAUAUGGCAAUCGACCAAGAUGUUGAAGAACUAUUGAUCAUGGGGGAUUCGGACUUGAUUAUCCGACAAGCUCAGGGUGAAUGA
Nicotiana attenuata is the source of this 2136-nucleotide messenger RNA. RefSeq lists its product as uncharacterized. The record is from RefSeq and is a predicted model, not a curated record. The transcript has 2 exons. Gene Ontology annotation, molecular function: nucleic acid binding; RNA-DNA hybrid ribonuclease activity. Lineage: Eukaryota; Viridiplantae; Streptophyta; Magnoliopsida; Solanales; Solanaceae. Bases 1 to 2136 code for a protein of 711 amino acids.